GAAAGGGCGGGGCAUGUUUAAACACGAGCACAUUAGAGUGUGACACACAAAACAAAACUUUCAGCCGCUGGGAAAACAAACUGAACGCCGCGUUAACUGUGUUGGUGGAGAACAGCAGUGAAGAGGAGGAACAUGUCUGAGCUAAGUGAUGAAGCCAGUGAAUCAGAGCAGCUGGGUGCCAGCCUCUCCCUGUGGCUGGGUGACUCCUUGGUGCGCCCUGAGGAGUUGGAUGUCCCCCUUGACCUGCACACGGCCUGCUCCAUCGGACAGUACGACGUGGUGGCUGAGUGCAUUAAAAAACGUGAGAUGGACCUGAAUGGGAAGAACAUGGGAGGAUGGACCCCGCUGAUGUAUGCGUCAUACAUCGGCCAUGAUAACAUUGCGAAUCUGCUGCUGGAGGCUGGUGUGAAUGUAAAUGCCACCACUGCCAAAGGAUUAUCCCCCCUGAUGCUGGCAGCUAGCUGUGGGAAUGAAAGCAUCGCCUACUUUCUACUUCAGCAAGGUGCUGAGUUGGAGCUGAAGGACUCUCGAGGCUGGACCGCUCUGUUCCACUGCACAAGCACAGGACACCAGCAGAUGGUCAAGUUCCUUCUGGAUAACAACGCUAAUGCUAACAUCAGGGAGCCGGGCUCUGGUUUCACGCCUCUGAUGGAGGCUGCUGCUUCUGGACAUGAAAUCAUUAUUCAAUAUUUGCUGGAUCAUAAAGUCAAAGUGGAUGAACGCAACUCUAAAGGAGAGACUGCCCGAGCUCUAGCCAUGAUGUACGGCUACACAAAGAUUGCUAGCCUCAUUGAUUUACGUUCCCCAAGGAUCAAACCAGGACAUUUUGAAGACCUGAGCUCCUCAGAGGACUCGGACAGCGCUCCCCCGAGGAUAAGAAAUCGGAACCGGGCUAAAGGCAUAAGCAUACACGACGGGCCCCAGGCCAUCGCCAAGUUCCGAGUGGGAGGCUCCAGCAAACUGUGUGAGCCUCCCACAGUGCCUCCAGGCUACAUGACAUUUCGUGAUAUUGGUGAACAGAGUGACAGUCUCUGCUACCGUGAUGUGACCUCACCCAUCAACGAGCUGGACGGCCAGAGUAACAGCAGCAGAGAUGACAGUCCGUUCUUUGACAAUGAUAUGCCGACCAUGAGGAGCAGCAGCAGCAGCAGUGAAGGCCUGCCACAAGUGAUUACCCUCAACUGGGAGGGCUCCGUGGAAAGUAACGAGGACUCUGACCAGUGCAAGAAAAGCAUCUCUCGUAGAGUAAACAAGGGUCAUCACUCAAAAGGCAAAGGUCGCCAUGGAAGCAACGACGCAGCUCACUCCAGUGGCACAAUGAACUGUGGGGUGCUGUCACCUGGUGGUCCUCCUCCAUCUUACACUGGUCCAAAGGAUCUGGCAGAGUUUUUGGAACAAAUCGGCUUCUCUAAGUAUCUCCCCGUACUCGAGGAGCAAGACAUUGACCUGCGGAUAUUUCUCACCCUGACUGAAAACGAUCUAAAGGAGAUAGGGAUCACAUUAUUCGGACCCAAGCGUAAGAUGACGUCUGCUAUUGCCAGGUGGCACAGCAGUGCUCGACCGCCUAGCAACGCUCUGGAGCAGUCAUAUGCUGACCAGCUUGAGGCAGAGAUGCAGGAGAUGGCCAUUCAGCUCCACAAGCACUGCGAGGAGGCGGAGAGCCUGCAGAGCCAGGUAUCACAGGAGAAGGAGCUGCGUACUGUGAUGGAGGGAUGUCUAAUGGAGGAUAAAAUGGCGUGGAGGAGGGUGCAUGCUGAGCUGGUGGAGAACCACCGGCUGGCUCAGGAUAUGAACGCUUCACUGACAGAGUCCAGGGCCUGUCGUGCGAAACUGCUCUCCUUUUUCCCUACUGAUGAGACCAGUGGCUUGAAUAUUGGCGCGGGAGACGAAACUGAAGAUGACAGUGGUGUGAAAACUGGGGACGGUCUGACACGCUCAAGUGUUGCAGAGCUCAUAAAGAAGCUGGAUUCACAGGAAGAAGAACUGGCGGGGAAACUGCAAACCAUGUUGCAAAGUCUGAGGCGGCUGAGUGCCCCUGAAAAAGUCUCAGAUAGCUGGGAGCGGCCUUAACCUUUACUGAAGAGGCUUUACAAGUAUUCGACGGAGGGUGAUCUAACCACCCCGAAAAAUCUCUCUGAAAUGGGAGAAAGGCCAAAGACGAGGUCGGCCCUGCAGAACCGCAGCGGCUCAGCGAGCUGAGCAGCUUGACCUGCUGCCCCUCUGGGAUUGGCUGACGGAGCGGAGCUCGCCAGAUGCGGACAUGGCCGUGGGCAGCUGCUGCAGGGAAAUGACAAACAGGCAGGGAGGGUACCUGACCCUCACCUGCCUGUGCUGGUGUAAAACUGGAGUCCUGCAGUUUGGUGGGGAAAAAGCACGGAGGAGGAGGAGGAGGAGGAGGAGGAGGAGGAGGAGGAGGAGGAGGAGGAGGAGGAGGAGGAGGAGGAGGAGGAGGAAUAAUCCUGGUGUACAGGAUAUGAUACUGUGAAUGUUUAAAAGAUGUGCUCUCUUACGUCAUGAAAUGUGGUUUUAAGUGUGUUCACACCACCAGCAGAGAAGAAGAAGAAGCAUUUCAUUGGAGUUGAGAGACGUUGUGCAUAACUGUGCUUUAUUUGAAUGAAACCCUUGUAUGCUGUUUUUAUGUGUUUUUAAAUAACGUCCUGCUGAAUGCAUUUUCAAAAGAAAAAAAAUGUAAUGUACCUGUUUGUUCCAAAUUUACAGCAGUACAUCGUCUCAUACCGGGGCUGGCUUUUCAAACGUUCAGUGUUAUUGUGCUAAAAGUCUUCAGACAUUUGUAUGUGUGGACGCAGAUCUGAGAAUGAAAUACAACAGUUCCAGUGUUCUUCUUUUACCUGACACUGUUAUAGAUGGUUUAUUGGUGCACUUCAGUGGUUAGUUAACAUCAGUCAAGCUUUCUGAAUGUGAUAUUUUUUUUUAACCCAGAAAUCAUCACAAAUCCUUAAAGUGGCAAAAUGCAUUGAUCUGUAUUUGGUUCUGCAUUAAAGCUCCUUGAAUGUCGAGGGGGAUAACUUGG
Messenger RNA from Notolabrus celidotus (New Zealand spotty), 3031 nucleotides. It is a transcript of the gene anks3, whose product is annotated as ankyrin repeat and sterile alpha motif domain containing 3. Gene Ontology annotation, cellular component: cilium. NCBI's taxonomy places the organism in Eukaryota, Metazoa, Chordata, Actinopteri, Labriformes, Labridae. Gene Ontology annotation, molecular function: protein binding. The record is from RefSeq and is a predicted model, not a curated record. Bases 133 to 2070 code for a protein of 645 amino acids. The transcript is spliced from 16 exons.